UUUUUACAGCUCUAACGUGUACACAACAAUCUCUGUUUGACAAAAAGAAAAACAAUCAAAUUUGGAUUAAUGUAUUCUUGAAAAAUGGACGAAGGCGACGAAAGUACCACGCAUUAUUACUUGGAAUGUGAUAACAACGUCGAGGAAUGGCACUGGAAUGCAAAGAGCACAAAGCUCCUCGUUGAGCUGUAUUUGGAACGACGAGACCGGUUUCGUGAUCCAAAACACCGUAAGCGUGUCCUCUGGACAGAAAUUGUUGAUGAAAUGGAGAGAGCAGGCUACAAAGGAAUAAACGAGGAUUUAUGCGAUCGCAAGAUGCGUAACAUGAAGAAGACAUACCGCACCUGCAAAGAGUCUAUGCGACGGACUGGUCGGAAACGAGUGUCAUGGGAGCACUAUGAAACGUUUGAUGAACUGUUCCAACAUGAACCACAGUCCACAUCAAAGCCAGAAGCCACUGCUCUUGCAGAGGAGCCCACUAUAAAAUGUAAAACAUGUCCAACACAACUGGAUCCCAAUGGAGACAUGUUCGUACCGAAUGCACUAAAUGGACAGCUGCUCGUUAUUGAGCGCAGUAGAGUGGCGGCAAUCAAAGAAUUAAGCAAGCGUAUUGAGGAAUCAAACGCCAUUCAGAGAGAACGGAACGACCUUCUACGCGAGUACUUGGCACAAUUAUAAUACAAGUAAAAUAGGUUUAUUGUUAUUAUUAUUUUAUAGUGUUGACUUAAAAUUAAACAAUAUUAGGCAACAUGUUGGUAGCCAUAAAUUC
This is a messenger RNA of Scaptodrosophila lebanonensis, 769 nucleotides long. RefSeq lists its product as uncharacterized. The coding region runs from base 85 to 678 and encodes 197 amino acids. The transcript has 2 exons. Lineage: Eukaryota; Metazoa; Arthropoda; Insecta; Diptera; Drosophilidae. The record is from RefSeq and is a predicted model, not a curated record.